Molecule: messenger RNA, 750 nt
Organism: Bacidia gigantensis
Lineage: Eukaryota; Fungi; Ascomycota; Lecanoromycetes; Lecanorales; Ramalinaceae
Exons: 2
Coding region: 1-750 (249 amino acids)
Source: RefSeq, a predicted model, not a curated record
AUGGCUGAGACAGCCAAGGCAGACUACAGAGAAGAUCUAGAACCUGAUACAAACCUGUACAGAGACGUCAAUAUCACAUCCUCAGGAUAUCCUGAAGGCAAUGAUGUCUCUGCACUCAAUCUACUGAAAAGUCUCGCCAGUAUCAUUCGCUUCUACGUCGAGCAAACCCGAUAUCUCACAGCCGUCUUUCUCUGUCUAGACAACAACAAGCGUGUGAGCUGGGUGUAUUUCGACGAAGACAGAAAUACGAUCGGAGCGAGCAACCAAACGCAGAACACAACAUCUACCCUAUCUCGACGUCAAAGCACCAACAACUCGGUAAGCCUUUCAGCCACGCAGCUCAAGACAGACAGCAUCAACGCCAGACCGCGCAUCCAAUUCAAAACCGAAUUCUACGGCCCAGAGGUGAGGCAAGAAUACUACUUCGAAGCCAUCGCCGGUUUGCUACUCGAAUGCGGUCCGUACGCGAAAACCAAUCCACUCACGGAAGAUUUCCACGAAGAAACCGUCCACGAGGUCGCCGUCAGGGUGACGCGCAAUGUCGCGAGGUCGCAUGCACCAGCCGUCUUGACGUCGGAGGAUGUUAUUGACAUGCUGAAGAUAGCUGCGGAGGAGGCGACACAACAGGCGGAGGGGGGAGAGUUGGAGAUUGAGAAUGUGGAUGAGGGGAAGGGGAAGGGGAAUGGUGUUGAUGCAGCGGUGGCUUCGAAGGGGGUUGCUGUGCCUUCGUCGGUGGUGGAGACGUCGUGA